AACCACAGUCUUUUCAAACCCGCCAAGCUGUACACCGCCAACGUCCGAACACGCUCUCUUAUCAACGCGCAACUUCAAACGGACGCCGCCGCGAUAUGUUCCUGUGAAUCUACCACGACCACAAUUACAGGAAUCUACCCGUGCGGAGGUAACAACGUGAACUGUACCCAAUAAUGUAAAAUUCCUGAACUUGAGAGUAAAAGUGCUAACGCGAUCAUUCAAAAUGGGUUUCUUUUUCGUUCCAUGCGUCGUGUUGUGUGUCAGUGCUUCCGUUUGUGGAUACUCAUGGCCUAGUGAAGAGACAACAACCAAAUAUCCCCAGUACAAAGACUACCAUUCGGAUCCCCUGGUGGUGGAAACAACAAGUGGUUUGGUUCGCGGUUGGGCUAAGACUGUUUUGGGAAGGGAAGUUCACGUUUUUACCGGCAUACCGUUCGCGAAGCCGCCUAUAGAACAGCUUAGGUUUCGUAAGCCUGUACCGAUAGACCCCUGGCAUGGCAUUCUCAACGCUACCAAGCUGCCCAACUCCUGUUACCAGGAAAGAUACGAAUACUUCCCUGGAUUUGAGGGUGAGGAGAUGUGGAACCCCAAUACAAACAUAUCGGAAGACUGUCUCUACUUGAACAUCUGGGUACCGCAGCGUCUGCGCAUAAGGCAUCACGCCGACAAACCCCCUCAAGAGCGUCCCAAGGUCCCUGUUCUCAUCUGGAUAUACGGAGGAGGCUACAUGAGUGGUACUUCUACACUCGAUAUCUACGACGCCGAUAUCAUAGCAGCAACAAGUGACGUGAUCGUAGCCUCUAUGCAAUACAGGGUUGGCUCUUUCGGCUUUCUCUACCUGAACAAAUAUUUCUCUUCAGGUAGCGAGGAGACACCUGGCAACAUGGGGUUGUGGGACCAAGCCGAGGCGAUACGUUGGAUCAAACAGAACGCUGUGGCUUUUGGAGGUGACCCUGAUCUGAUAACGUUGUUCGGAGAGUCAGCUGGAGGUGGCUCUGUAAGCAUUCAUCUACUCAGUCCUGUCACCAAAGGGUUGGUUAGAAGGGGGAUACUCCAAUCUGGAACCAUGAACGCUCCUUGGAGCUAUAUGACUGGAGAGAGGGCUGAGCAGAUCGGACGUAUCUUGGUGCAGGACUGUGGGUGUAACGUUUCGCUUUUAGAAACGCACCCUCAUCAGGUUCUGGAUUGUAUGAGGGCUGUUGAUGCUAAGACGAUAUCUUUGCAGCAGUGGAAUUCCUAUUCGGGUAUACUUGGAUUCUCUUCUACACCUACUAUCGAGGGAGUUUUUCUUCCUAAGCAUCCUAUGGAUAUGCUGGCUGAAGGAGAAGGGUACGAAGAUAUGGAGAUUCUGCUUGGGAGUAAUCAUGAUGAAGGCACCUACUUCUUGCUCUACGACUUCAUCGAUUACUUCGAGAAGGACGGGCCGAGCUUUUUGCAGCGGGAGAAGUUCCACGACAUCAUCGAUACCAUCUUCAAGAACAUGACGCAUCUGGAGAGGGACGCUAUCAAGUUUCAGUAUACGGAUUGGGAGCAUGUUAACGAUGGAUAUUUGAACCAGAAAAUGAUUGGUGAUGUUGUGGGCGAUUAUUUCUUCGUCUGUCCAACGAAUGAUUUUGCUGAGCUUGCCGCUGAAAAAGGAAUGAAAGUGUAUUACUAUUUCUUUACACAUCGUACAAGCACCUCGUUAUGGGGAGAGUGGAUGGGCGUGAUGCACGGAGACGAGAUCGAGUACGUGUUUGGACAUCCGCUCAACAUGUCGCUCCAGUUCAACUCGAGGGAGCGGGAGCUCAGUCUGAAAAUCAUGCAGGCCUUCGCCAGGUUCGCUGCCACGGGGAAACCGGUGACAGACGACGUGAAUUGGCCGCUCUACACAAAGGACCAACCUCAGUAUUUCAUUUUCAAUGCCGAGAAAAACGGCAUCGGAAGGGGACCCAGGGCGACAGGCUGUGCAUUCUGGAAUAAUUUCUUCCCGAGGCUGAGGGAUAAUCCAGAUUCAGCGGAAGCUCCAUGCGUCAACACUUACUUAAGCAAGAUAGGUUCAUCAGCCACAAGGAUAGAUCUGCCGUUCUUCUCAAUUAUGCUGGGCCAAGCUGUCGCCAUGAUCACGGCUGUCUCUCACGUCUUGUAGACGUGGAUCUGGAGAUCCGUAAGGUUGUAAGCAAACAACGUUAUACCCCAUCUUAUGCAAGAUGAACCACUUAGUUGAGAUACAUUGCAAGCUUUAAAUCGGUGACCUAGUUAUAGAAUAGGUGGUUUAUUAGAGGUUAGGUCACAGAAUUGUAUUGCGUCUAAACGACCCUCACAGAGUUUCGAGACGGAAGAGUGUUUAGAGGUUAUGGUAGAAAUUUUCGAAGAAACGAUUAAUUAUCCAAAAGGUUUUGACAGAGUACUAGAUGAGGGUAGCGGGUAGAUUUUUACUCAUUUGGAAAUCGAUAGGAGGUUUUUUUGAUAAAUGUGGCAAUGCUGGUCAUUAAGCCUAUGUUACCUGAUGUUGAAUGUUCAAUUGAUGUACAAUUUUGAUGUAUCGUGUUCUGAGCUUGCCCGCUCAGUAUUUUAUGUUUUAUUGUUCUCCCUGCUAGUUCUUCAAAUUCAUAAUUUCACUUCGAUAAAUGCUUUGUGAGUUAAUAUUACAUAUACGUAAAUUCUAAUAAUCGAUGUUUGAAUGUAAGAAUUUUUUUCAAUCCUGCUACUAGUCGUUUCAAUUAGGAAUACGUUUUUUCGAAAAUUUCUUCUCAAACUGAGAGAACUAAGCUUGGAAUCUAUAUGUGUGGAGAUUAUUGAAUCAACCUUUUUGCAAAAUUUAUAAUUAUUCGUCUAAAUUUUAUAUUUUUUCUAAGUCAUUUUAGAGGUUUAUAGGAGCAUAUUGUUACAGAAAGAGCUCAUUCAUUUCAGUUACGUUCAGUUAUAACUCAUUCGCACAAAGAUAUUGUUCUGAUAUGUAUGAACCUCCCUAGAUGAUCAUUUUAUUGUAUUAGGCAUUAUCCUGAAAAUGCUUCUGAAUAAUGAUAAUCUUCAUAUAUACUGGUUUCAGGUUUCACAUUCUCUACAAGAUAUUUUGUUGACAUUCACGAAUAUUGUUGAAUGUGAGAUCAUAUCGACUCAAUGAGAUUUGAUUUUGUAUAAAUAACUAAAAAGAUAAUUUGAAAUUUAUGCAAAGUCAAAGACAAUCAUAGUUACAAACCCCCUAUUGAUAUAUACCCACUGAAAAGCAAAUCUUAUGUUAGUGUAAGGAGCUGAAAAGAAAGCAGCAGUUGUAUUGCUAUCACUGUUGAUGUUCAAAAUUAUUUAUGAAUUAGAAUCGAAGUGAAAAAUGCUUUAUGGCAAUGUGCGUGUAUAUUUGAAUUGGUGAUAGAAAAACAUAUCAUUUAUAUUUUCAAUCAAAUGAGCCAAAAUGUAUAUAGGGUAAUUUCGUUUAGAAAAAUUGUUGACUGUGAAAAUAUUCAGAGUUCGAAUCUCAUGUCAGACUGAAACUGUUUUAUUGGUUAUUGUUCUCCUUUCGACUAUACUAUACAAUUAAAAUUUGAUUAGCUUCAUCUUCAUUGUUAGGUAUAUAAAAUAUUAUGAAAAAUUAUAUUAAAUAUUAUAACAAGUGUUUAUAAAUAUAAGGAUAGUAUUUUGGAAGGUCUAAAAUCUAGAAUAUAAAGAUUCAAUCAAUCAAAAACAUCUUCGUUAAAUUCGAUGUUUUCAAAUUCUAUUAUCCUUUGCUCGAGAUAUAUCUCUUUUAUCUUUUUGUCUCAAGUAAAGUAAUAUAUAUUCGUAUUUCGAAAAUCUGUAGCAUUCAGAUUCAGAUUUCAAGGUAUUCCAGAAGAAGGUUGCCCUAUUGCUAGAAUAGAUCAAAUACUUCGAAACAAGUUGAGUUCGUUCAGUACGAAGUUUUUAUAACGGCAUCCAUAUUCAAGAUACAGUGGCUGCAAGAAAAAUGUAUUCAGUUUAAUUCAUUUUAAAUUCUUCUUGUAAUUAUUUUUUGGAUAAUAACCUCCGCAUCAGAGUAAUAUUUUGUUUCAUUUGCGAUAAAUAGGUAAAUCUUUUUCAUAUUACCUACUUAUUUUUUACCAGUAUGAUUUAUCACUUCAUCAUUCUCAUGGUAUCGAGUUUUACCACUAGUACCUGUUUGUUUGUGAAGCUGUUUCUGUCCUGUUUAUUGAAUACGAAUGGCGUUGUUCAAUGGACAAACUCAACUUAUUUUACAAUGUUACCUAUCCUAGCAGCGGGGUCAUAUUCUCAUGAAACACCUUAUACAGGGUGACUCAUUUUGAAAAAUCCACUGAAUUAGCUUCUUAGAAAGGCCGGCAUCAUAAACUGUUUGAAAUGUAAGUUGUUUAGUCCCUAUUGGGACGUUGAAUACUUACAAUCAAUGUGAAAGUUUUUUUGAUUCAGGCUCUUUCGAAGGAGUUAUUUCAGUGGAUCAUUUAAAUUCGGUCACCCUGUAUAAUUCAAAAACAUAUCAGCGGAGAUUAUAAAUUUAUAUUGUUCGAGAUAAAGUUGUAUAGUCGGAAGGAUAACACUUAAUCCAAAGGAUUUAAGGCAAUUCUAAGGAUAUGCUGUUCGAACUAUUGGAUCGUACAAUCAAUAGUAAGUGUUCCCAAAACUGUAGAACCUCUCGACAAGAUAGGUAAUUGUAAAUCUCUAUGCAAGCGUUUCUAUGUUCAUUUUAUAUCUGUCCAAACAUCACGCUCGUCAAUUGUAAAGAACAAUAAUUCUUCAAAUUUUUUCUGAAAGUCACAACGGAAGUAUUUUAUCCAAGAAAUUCCCAACUGAGGUUGUCUAACACUUAGUCGGUAGAGGUAGUCGGGAAAAUAGGGAAAUUGUUCAGGGGAAAAUUGAAUCCGUUUUGACUGUUUCAUUUUCUCGAGGCGUUUGAUGUCAAGUGUAAUAAACAUGUUAUCAUGCACGUGAGAUAUUCUCUCCACACGGGAAAGAAUUUCAUUUGGACUAAGCGGAAAAUUUCAAACUGAAAAAUCCAGAUUUUCAGGAUGAGGCAUUCUCAAGAGAUGAGUGGUUGAAUUGAAAUAAAUGAAUUUCGAAAACUUUACUUAUUCGAUGGAGUAUAUAAAUUGAAAUUCGAAGUAAAAAAGGUGAAAUAGUAAUUUUCCAAUAAGACAUAUUGCCACUCUUACCAAAUAAAAAUUAACUACAGAAACAGUCUAGACAAUUAUUUCAGUGAACAUUUUUCCGGAAAAUGCCAAGACAGAUCAAUGUCUUUUAUAAGUGAACAUCUUGUGUGAAUUCAUGAGAUCAACCUCUUAAGCAGGGUUGCAAUCCACAUAGAUUUCAAAUUAGUCCUGUGAUAUAUAAUUUGGAAUUUUUUGCAAUUCUAUUUUUGAAUAUAUGAAAAAAUUUAUUUUUCAAUGUAGAAUCUCGUUGGAAGUGGUACAUUAAAAUCAUCAAGUGAUCUAGAUACCUACUAAGUGAAUCAUAUAUAAUUAGUCAUAUUGCUCACCGUUCAUUUCAAAGAGUAAUGGAGUAUUUGUUCAAUAUUUUUUUUAACGUCCGUAACAAUUAUUUAAAUGAUAAAAACAUAAUAAAAUUUCAACAUCUCAAUACUUAACAUUCAUUCAAAAGGUCAAGGACUUUACAGAAUUCAAUUUUCACUAUCAACAAGUUGCCAAAUAGAUUUUCCCAAAACAUUUUUGAAUUGAAUUGAAAAACCUUUAUAAUUAUGUGUCAUUCGAUGACUAACAUAAAUAAAUUUGAAUGGGUUGCAACCCUACUAGUUCACAUGUUUUUUGACGUUUUUCAGCCAAACUGUUCCUUUCGGAAAUAUUAGACUGGUCAUAUACCAGGUGUUCCAGAAUUAGAGGUGCAAACGAAAAUAAAAGAUUUUUUUUUGUGUCAAUUUUCCAACUUUAUCAAACCUAUAUUGCUAGUGAUCGAGAAAUAAGUUCCGGAACUUAUAGUCAAUUUAUCAGUGCUUACUAACUAGAUUUUCAUGAUAUUGGAUUCUUCCUGAUUAUUCCUUUUCAUAAUUUUUAGACUGCUAGUGGCCAACCAAAAAAAUGUUUUGAAGCAAAGAAGCAGAAAUCGUUAAAAAAAAAUUCACCUUGUAGAUUGACAUAUCACGUGAUGCAAAAUAUGAAUUCAAAUAUCUAUGCCAAAUUUCAGUCGAAUAUCUUGUUAUUUGCAGAUGCUUCCAGAAAAAAAAAACUGGUGAAAAUCACGUUACACUCUCGGAAACAAAGCAUUUGUAGGUGUAGUUUGAAGGGAUUGAUUUUUCUCUAAAUUUUCCAAGGAAUUUCUUACUUUCUUACUUGUAUCUCUUAUUUAGGAACACGUAUGUAAAUUGAUGUAAUGAAGCAUAAUAAUUAAACUAUUAUAACAAUCUUCAAUAAUGGAAUGAAAGACAUCUGCUGUGAUAACAUUUUUUGAUCUUGAUAAUUGAAAAAAGUAAUUUGAGAGAAAAAAUUUGCGAUAACCAAUUAAGUAAAGAAGUCAAAAACCAUAUAUUCAAGGCCUAUAUUCAAUAAAUUAAAUGAAUGAAUUGAAUUGAUGAAUGAUAUUAAACAUAUACAAUAUACAUAUAUUCUAUCAUCAGUGAGAAUGCUUCAGUCCUGAGAACUAGGUAUUGCCAUCAAUGUGCAAGAGUGAUAACUGCACUCAAAUUCAUCCAAAUUGAAACACUAUACCUACCUACCCGCUCAUUUAUAAAAUAAAUGUUUAACACUGGAGUCAAUAAUUCAGGCUUGUCUCCUGUGGGUUCAGAUCACAAAUCCAACCUAAAUUCACAAGGUCUAGCCGUCCACGUCAAGGAAACAACUCAACCGCUUAGAAUCCCAGAAGUGGUAAACAAGCUUGCCAACUGUCGUUCUUAUGCCUGUCUUAGAUUAGUGCCUAUAUAAUAUUUACAUUUACCACUUGUACUACUUUAUGAAACAUCUACCAAUAUUAUUAUAUAUAGCUAUUUACAUUGAGUAUAUUGUAUUUAAAUGAUAAGAAGCACCUCAAUUAGCUGUUGCUGUGAAAACUGUUGAGCCUAACCUAGGAAGCGGAAAGGGAUGGAAAAUACUCCGUACUUGGUAUUCAAAUCUGAACUUUCUCAAAUCUAUUCACCUGCAAUCUUCUCUUCUCGUUCGCGAAUGGCUUCAUGCUAUUUUUUUUAUAUAGCAACAGUUAUUGUUAUAUUUGAUAACUAUGAGAACAAACGCCUUGAUUACCAUGACAACAGUUGCCACGCAACCAAUUCAAUAAGAUCGUUUUUGGUGUGAAAAUUUAAGUCAGAUUCGAAUACAAAUAUCAACAUUCUUUAUAUCUAGUAUGGAUACACAAAUAUUUUACUCUAGCUAUAGUGAACAAACAAUCUUAUGAUAGCUUAGGAAGCACCUAAUAGACUGACUAUAAUGAAUAUUUACAGUAUUUUUCAUCCCUGUUCCUUUGUUGAUCUAGUUCCUUCGACAUUUUCUUAUAUUUUGAAGAGGCGGUACGUUUGGAGGUAGCUCUUUGGUUUUCAUUAUUUCUUGUUUCCUGUCAUGAUUUUUGAUAGGUUUUUCUUUUCCAUAAUUUUUACGUUCCGCCUACGCAAGUAGUUGUAUGGCCUGCUGUAUAUGUGAAUAAUGUGAAUGUAUCAGCAGUAUAAGGAUAUCAACAGUUUAGUUUUCGUUUCUAUUAUAGCCUCAUUCGAGACCUCCAGAAUUGGGAAAAAUUCACAAAUUGAUUCAAUGAGAUUUUCAAAUAAUGACGAAUUAUUUUUUAGUUGUUUUAUGUUGAUUGAUAAUAAUUCAAAUCAAUUGGACAUGAAUAUGUUGAAGAAAUAUUUCUUUGGAUUUGUAAUAUGUAGUUGUAUUUAUUCAAUCAAUUCAGGAGGUAUCCUAUGAUGGAAUUGAUAAUUUCAUUUACAUUUCUUGCAUAUUAGCAAAACUGAACCUACAAGAUUAACAGGGUAAUUGAUUGCAUAAUUCCUUAUACUGCUGAUGAGUCUAAGCGCAUAAUUUUGCGUCAUUGUGAAUAGAUACAAUCACUAAGUAAUGAACAUAUCAUUAAAAUAAAUAACACAUAAACUAUGGAGAUGAAAAUAUAUACAUAUCAUAUAAGAACUUCGCACAUAUCAUAAAUGUGACUUCGCUGUCCUGUCCAAUAAAUAAGUAGAUAUUUAAAUGUGUAACGAUCUGCUAAAUGAAGUAUUUGAUACGAGAAAUGUCUUUAAAAUGUAUUUUCUAAAAGUAUACCCUAUUGAGGACAUAUCACAAGUAUGUUUUUGUAGAAUUUUAAGCCAAAGUUGUGAAAUUUUGAGGUGGUUUUGAGCAAAAUCGAGAAUUGUGGUUACCAGAUUGAAGUUUUGGGCACCAAAGAAAACUAUGAAUUCUUGAUAAUUUUGAUCCAAGCGGACUAUUAUCUGGAAAUACUUCUAUUUCUGUUUGAAAGGCGUUGUAAUCCCCUUAGUUCCGCUUUUUGUUUGUACGCAUUUUGAUAUGAUAAGUAUUAGAUUAUUUUGGAAUGCUGAAUCGCAUUUCAUAUAAGGGCUAUAACGUUUUUAUUAUGGUGUACUAAUCAUUGAAAUAACUAAUGCUUUUCCAUUUUCCUAGUUCCUGAUGACGAUUAUAUUUUCAUUAUCUUUUUAAUCUACAUCAGACCCAUUCAAAUAUCUUGGGAUAAAGGGUCUUUUACCUCUAACAUUGAUGAAAAAAAUGAAUGAAAGAUUUAUCGUAUUCCAAUAAAUCGUUUGCCUCUGUCGAUAAAUGAGAUAUCGCGUGCUUAUAAGAUUCGGUUUUCCAUAAUGAUAGGAAUAGAGUAGUUUAUCUACUUAAACUCCAGACAAUUUUGACAUUUCGUGAUACGAAUAUUCUCAUCAUUUUAGUCCGAAAAUGAGGCAAUAUUUUAUAGGCUUUCCAUUAAUUGUCGAACUGAUAAACUAUUCCGAUAUCUUGAACAAUCUGAAAGAGCAAUACACUUUUAUUCCAAAACCAAGGCCUAUUUUUUAUGAAAUAAUUCAUAACUUCGUUGAAUGGGUAAUCUUCCUGAUUUCAAACCAGAAAAUUCAAAUUCGUAUCGUAUUGAGGGAGUUUCUUGAUUCUUCAUUUCUUUAAAAGCCAUGAAACCUGAAGAAGAAAAGACAUUUCACAAAAUUGUGUUUAUGUGCACUUGUUCAUUUCUAUUCUAAAUUGAUUGAAAUUGCAUAAUUUCUUCAGGACCUGACGUUAUUCUUGGUUUACAACGUAAUGUUAACGAUAUAGCUCUUGAAAUAUAGGAAAUAUAUAAAUUGUAAAUUUCAUUGUGAAAUGGCUGUUCAUACUGUAACUUCGGGAUUAGCCCAAAAUCUUGGUUAGCCUUUGAUUCGUUUGAUGUCAGAAGAGUCUAUAUUAUAUAAAUAUACGUAAAGAAAUCGCUCUGAGAAGUCAAUAUUAAUUAGUUGAAUUAGAUUAGGCACUUAUACUACAGAGAGUAUAUUGCAUACAAGAUAAGUAAUGACAUUAUAUAGCUUAAAUCUGAAAUGUUAUUAGAAUGGUGACCGUAGGCCUAUCUUAUACACGAAGAGUUUAUUAGUUUUGUACAUUUCAUAAUCAUUAUUAUUUUUUGAUAUUUUACUUGCUACUCUAAGGAACUCAUCAUUUCAAAUCUAUUAUUUCCUGUACUUCGUAUAUUAUUUAACUAUCCUUUAAAUAAAUGAAAUAUGUAUA
This is a messenger RNA of Harmonia axyridis, 9608 nucleotides long. RefSeq names its product acetylcholinesterase. The record is from RefSeq and is a predicted model, not a curated record. Lineage: Eukaryota; Metazoa; Arthropoda; Insecta; Coleoptera; Coccinellidae. Bases 224 to 2128 code for a protein of 634 amino acids. Gene Ontology annotation, cellular component: plasma membrane. The transcript is spliced from 6 exons. Gene Ontology annotation, biological process: choline metabolic process; acetylcholine catabolic process in synaptic cleft. Gene Ontology annotation, molecular function: acetylcholinesterase activity.